This is a messenger RNA of Anopheles maculipalpis, 7376 nucleotides long. Its product is annotated as ankyrin-3. Bases 15 to 7361 code for a protein of 2448 amino acids. The record is from RefSeq and is a predicted model, not a curated record. Gene Ontology annotation, molecular function: protein binding. The transcript has 17 exons. NCBI's taxonomy places the organism in Eukaryota, Metazoa, Arthropoda, Insecta, Diptera, Culicidae. Gene Ontology annotation, biological process: signal transduction.
AGGAAAUAAAAAAAAUGGCAUUAGAGGAGACCCAAAACAAUGGGUCCGCCGUGGCGGUAGCACCGAAGGAAAAUGCCCCAACAGCAGCACUCAAACAACAGCCACCGCAAGGUCAAGCGCAGGUACAACCGUCGACAUCGAACGAAAAGCUGAACAAUAUCGUCAACGGUGGUGGCGCCACGAUGGAAAAGUCACGAUCCAACAACAAACAGAAUGACACAAACACAGCGUUCCUACGAGCAGCUAGGGCAGGAGAUCUUCAGAAGCUGAUAGAGUACCUCGAAACUGGUCAGGUGACCGACAUCAACACGUGCAAUACGAAUGGUCUCAACGCGUUGCAUCUCGCAGCAAAAGAUGGUCACUAUGACAUCGUUAACGAAUUACUGAAACGUGGUGCUCUCGUCGAUAAUGCCACUAAGAAGGGCAACACAGCACUGCACAUCGCUUCAUUGGCUGGCCAAAAGGAGAUCAUUCAGCUGCUCCUGCAAUAUAACGCAUCGGUUAACGUGCAGUCUCAGAAUGGAUUCACGCCGCUCUACAUGGCCGCGCAGGAAAACCAUGAUGAGUGUGUAAAUUAUCUUCUUGCUAAGGGUGCUAAUCCUGCACUGGCUACAGAGGACGGCUUUACGCCAUUAGCAGUGGCGAUGCAGCAAGGUCACGACAAAGUAGUGGCCGUACUACUUGAAAGCGAUACACGCGGCAAGGUUCGAUUACCAGCACUACAUAUAGCGGCCAAGAAGGAUGACGUGAAGGCGGCAAAACUUUUGCUGGAGAAUGAACACAAUCCAGACGUAUCUUCGAAGAGUGGCUUCACUCCGCUGCACAUUGCUGCACAUUACGGAAAUGUAAACGUCGCUCAAUUGCUAAUUGAGAAAGGUGCCGAUGUAAAUUUUACUGCAAAGCACAACAUCACACCACUACACGUGGCGUGCAAGUGGGGAAAGCUUAACAUGGUGAAGCUCUUGAUCGCAAACCAUGGUCGUAUCGAUAGUAUCACUCGCGAUGGGCUUACCCCACUGCACUGUGCUGCUCGUUCAGGUCAUGAUCAAGUAAUAGAAGUGUUGCUCGAACAUCGUGCGGAGAUCAUUUCCAAGACCAAAAAUGGACUUGCCCCGUUGCACAUGGCAGCCCAGGGCGAACACGUGAGCGCAGCGCGUAUUUUACUAAUGAACAAAUCACCAGUUGAUGACAUUACGAUUGACUAUCUAACUGCUCUGCACGUCGCAGCUCACUGUGGACAUGUGAAGGUGGCAAAGCUGCUACUCGAUCGAAAUGCCGAUCCGAAUGCACGAGCACUGAACGGCUUUACACCGUUACACAUUGCCUGCAAGAAGAAUCGGAUUAAGGUAGUGGAGCUGCUGCUAAACCAUGGUGCCACAAUUGGAGCUACUACGGAGAGUGGUCUAACGCCGUUGCAUGUGGCUAGCUUCAUGGGGUGCAUGAACAUUGUCAUUUAUCUUCUGCAACACGAUGCCAGUCCGGACAUUCCGACUGUGCGUGGUGAAACCCCACUACAUCUGGCAGCACGUGCCAAGCAAACAGACAUCAUACGCAUCUUGCUACGAAACGGGGCGUACGUAAAUGCGCAAGCACGGGAAGACCAGACACCGCUACACGUCGCAUCUCGAAUCGGUAACAUGGAAAUAGUGAUGCUACUUUUGCAACACGGUGCAAAGAUUGAUGCUGUAACGAAGGACAAUUACACGCCGUUACACAUAGCGGCAAAGGAGGGCCAAGAUGAAGUGGCUUCACUACUAUUGGACAACGAAGCUAACGUAGAAGCGGUCACUAAAAAAGGCUUCACACCACUGCAUUUGGCCGCCAAGUACGGCAACCUAAAAUGUGCUGAACUGCUUCUUGAACGAGGUGCCCAAGUGGAUGUACAGGGCAAGAAUGGUGUGACGCCAUUGCACGUUGCUAGUCACUACGAUCAUCAAAAAGUAGCAUUGCUGCUGCUAGAGAAAGGUGCAUCACCGUAUUCGCCAGCCAAGAAUGGUCAUACGCCGCUACACAUUGCUUCAAAGAAAAAUCAACUGAACAUCGCCACAACGCUACUGGAAUACAAGGCGGAUGCUAAUGCGGAAAGCAAAACAGGGUUCACGCCCCUGCACUUGUCAGCCCAAGAAGGUCAUGGCGAUAUGGCGCGUACUCUAUUGAACAAUGGGGCCGAUCCUAACCAUGCCGCAAAGAAUGGAUUGACACCGUUGCAUCUGUGUGCACAGGAAGACAAUGUGGGCAUCGCUGAAACGCUAUUGGAGCAUAAGGCACGCAUCGAUCCGGUAACAAAGACAGGCUUUACUCCGCUUCACGUGGCCGCUCAUUUCGGUCAAGCCGGAAUGGUGAAAUACUUGAUCGAAAAUGAUGCAAACAUCGAGAUGAAGACCAAUAUUGGUCAUACCCCGCUCCAUCAGGCUGCACAGCAAGGACACACGCUCAUCAUCAACAUUCUGCUGAAAAAUAAAGCAAAUCCGGAAGCAGUGACUAACGGUGGCCAAACUGCGCUAUCGAUCGCCGAUAAGCUGGGCUAUAUCACUGUAGUGGAGACACUGAAGGUAGUCACCGAAACAAGCGUCACACAGACGGUUGAUGAGAAGUUUAAAAUCGUUGGACCAGAAACUAUCCACGAAACGUUCCUGUCGGACUCCGAAGAUGAGGGGCCUGAAGGAGGUACGCCACCCCCACCUAGUGCUAUGAAAGCCCUAAUGCAAGCGCAGCAAUUGUAUGGCGGUAGUGGUGCUAUCAAGUACUAUCAAUCGCAAAUGCGUUACACACGUGAAGAUCCAAUCAUGUCCGACCAGCAGCAGUACAACUACAUGACAAGCGACGAAAACAAACAGUUCGACGACACAAAUCUCACCAACAUGAGUAUCGAUCCAUUGAAGGAUGAUAAAUAUUUGGAAAAGAUCAUUUCUCGUGCAGAGAACUACACCGUUUCGGCCACAGAUCGGUCCCACACACCCAAUCCGCUGGACAUCACUGUGACUGACAAUGUGAACAUCACCCGAAAGCCGAUCCAUGUUGGGUCGCUCAGCAAUGACGCACUGUCGUUGACAAUUGAUCGAUUGGCCAACAUUUAUUGUGGUGAUCAGAAAAAGUUUGUCCCGAUGUGUAGGGAAAGAUUUCUGGUGUCGUUCCUGGUUGAUGCACGUGGUGGUGCCAUGCGAGGUUGCCGCCACAGCGGUGUACGUGUGAUUGUACCACCUCGAUCAGCCGCACAACCUACAAGGAUUACCUGUCGGUAUGUGAAACCACAACGCAUCACCAAUGGUCCGCCAUUAAUGGAAGGAGAGGCUCUGAUAAGCCGCAUUCUCGAGUUGGCCCCUGUUGGUGCCAAGUUCCUUGGCCCUGUCAUCCUUGAGGUGCCUCAUUUUGCGUCGCUGCGCGAUAAGGAACGCGAAAUAAUUAUCCUACGUUCUGAUAAUGGUGAAACAUGGCGCGAACAUACGCUUUACGAUAGUGAGGAAGCCAUCCACGAAGUCCUGAACGAGACAUUCAAGGGAGAUACGCUCAACUUGCUCGAGGAUUUACAUACGAACAGGAUCACACGCAUUGUGACAAACGAUUUUCCACACUAUUUUGCGAUCGUGUCGCGUAUUCGUCAGGAAGUGCACGCUAUUGGACCAGAGGGUGGUACCGUGUCGGCUACUGCUGUUCCACAGGUGCAAGCUAUUUUCCCACAAAAUGCACUGACGAAGAAAAUCCGUGUCGGGCUGCAGGCCCAACCGAUUGACAUGAACACAACGGCUAACUUGCUAGGCCGCAGUGUAGCAGUGUCACCGGUGGUGACUGUAGAACCGCGUCGGCGUAAGUUCCACAAAGCGAUUACGCUCAGUAUGCCCGCUCCAAAAGCUUACAACUCGGGUAUGAUCAACCAAUAUUCGGGCAAUGCGCCGACGUUGCGUUUGCUGUGUUCGAUAACCGGCGGCCAGAAUAAAGCCGUAUGGGAAGAUGUUACCGGUUCAACACCACUCACGUUCGUGAACGAUUGUGUGUCUUUCACGACUACAGUGUCAGCUCGCUUCUGGCUGAUGGAUUGCCGCAACAUUGGCGAAGCAACCAAAAUGGCCACUGAAUUGUACUCGCAGAUGGCGCACGUGCCUUUCAUGGUGAAGUUCGUCGUGUUUGCCAAGCGUGUCGACCAAAGCGAGGCAAAAUUAAGCGUUUUCUGUAUGACGGAUGACAAAGAAGACAAAACAUUGGAACAUCAAGAACAUUUCACUGAGAUUGCCAAAUCUCGAGAUAUCGAGGUCUGUGAAGGACGAACAAUCUAUCUAGAAUUCGCUGGCAAUAUCGUCCCGGUGAUGAAAUCUGGCGAGCAGCUUGCAUUGCAGUUCAACGCAUUUAAGGAAAAUCGUCUCACGUUCACGGUCAAGAUCAAAAACAAUCUGGACGAUCUGCUUGGUCGUAUCUCGUUCAUGAACGAGCCCAAAGUUGCCAAGGGCGAACCAAUUCAAACGGCGCUCUGCACUCUAAACUUUACACUUCCAUCCGAAAAGUUUGGUUUGGGUGGAGACGAACUGGAGACAACGUCCGAGUUCGAUCAGAGCUCGACCGAAGUUCUCAACAGCGAACAGCAGGCUAUCGUUGCGGCAGCCAAUCGUGGCAAGACGCUAAACUUCACGUUCCAAAAUGGAGAUGGUGCAAGCGAAAUACACAAGGCGGAUAUUAAGAUUACAGACAUUUGCAACCUACUCGGUUCCGAUUGGCCCCUGUUAGCGGAUGAGCUUGCGAUCACACCGUCCGAUGUGGAGCUGAUACGAGCGGAAUAUCCGAACGAUGAAGCACAGCAGGCGAUCGUGAUGUUGCGUCUCUGGCUUCGUCAGGCCGGAAGAGAUGCAACUGGUAAUGUGCUCGAGCAGGCUCUUAUCAAAAUCAAUCGGCCGGACAUUGUCAACAAAUCAAUUACAAAUUUGGAACCGGUAACGGACGAGUACGAGCGACGUGUUGCGCAGCGGCAAAUCGGUUCGAUGAAUGGACUGGAUGAAAUCGAUCCAGCAAAAGUGAAUGGUGUGACUACGACCAGCAGUAUAAUGCACGAAUCCGAACACGAGCAAACAGAAGAAAAGCAAGAGCAUGAAGCAGUCGAAAAACAAAUACCGACGGACAACAAUUCCCCAACUGAUUCCGUAUCCCCAGACACCACGGAAGCGUUCCAGCAGAUUCGUCGCGAAAGCGAAAUCCUCGGAAUAGCAGCGAUUAAAAAGGAAGACCUUUCUACGCCUCCACCAAGUCCGGCCGAUUUCAAUACGCAAGUCAGUCAGAACAGCAGCCAGGCGGGCGUAGAAGAAGGACGAAACGAUGCAGUAGCCGAGGAUGUGCAAGAAAUUAUUCAACAAGCCAUCAAAGAUCAUGAUACGCAUGACGAUGACGAAGAGGAGGAAGCCGGUGGUCCGGUGGCGGUGGAAACAGCUGGCAGCGAUUCGGCAAUCAGUGAUCAUGACGAAGAUUCCGAAGGAUUCGAAUUGGACCUCGAAACGGACAAAAGUGGUAAAGUGAAAACGAUAAAAAAACAUUCGAAGGUAAACAUUAAAAUCAAUAAAACAGUUGCCCAACGUCCCACGGUCGGGGACAUCGAGUGGGAAAUGCCAGAAUCGGAUGCACGACAUCCCCAAAUAGAGAUAUCGUCCGUCAACUUGGAGGACGUCUCGAACGAUCGUCGGUACAGUUUGGAUCACAUUGAUCCCGUUGCCGAAGGACUCACUCUCGGUGCUCGUACAUACGAAAAGUCUCACUCGACACCGGGCGAAACCGAACAAAAGAAGUCGGAACAAAUUGUUAUCAUCUCGUCUGAUAACAACAUCUCAGAGGUGCCGGCAGACUAUUCCGGUGACAUUGAUGAGUUCAUUUUCGUGCAAACGUCACCGGAGAACUUUGCCAAGAUGGAAAAGGAGCAAGCUAAGGGUGGAGUUGUAACGGAUGAGGAUGAUAACAGCAACUUGGUCAUCAUCACCGAGGAACACUACGAUUACGAACUAACGAGUGACGAUGAUCGCCGAUCGUCUAGCCUGUUGGAGGAUCCUUCGCCUCCCGAAGAGAAAGAUCUUGAAGGAUACACAGUCGCACCGUCGUCGACGCCAGGUGCGGAUGGUAAGAAGCGCUUUAUCGUUGGAGGCAGUAGUAGUUCGGAAAGUGAAGAAGAUCCCCAACAACGGCGUCGUGAUCAUCAGUCCGGAUCGACAUCCAUCGUAAGACGCACGGUGCGAAGUAAGGUGGUUCCUACGGGUCUUACAAUUACCGAGGAUGAAUCGGUUGUGCUGAAGGACGACCAGACCAAUGGCACCAAUCCGGCGAUAACUGUUUGUCAGCCAACACCGCCACCGGCGCAGCCACCCUCCAGCAGUACCAGCAACAACUUUUCUAUCCGAACAGGACCGGGAUCAUCGAGCGGAUCAGACGUUGCCCUGCACGAAACUGCGGGCGAGCUGAGCGAUGACGAUGAAACAGGUAAAGUCAACAACAACCAGGCUGCAAGUGAUCAUCCGGGAGAUAACCCGGUAACGGACACUGCUUUCGCUGAGGAAUCGCAUCCUUCUUCGUCCACCGUUACCUCCUCGAGGGUGGCGGUAAUCGUAACUCAAGUAUCCAACGAUCUGAUCGACGACGAACAGCCUCCGCAAGUAGCGGAGGACAUGUUGAUCGAUCUUGCUAUGCACGGUGACGGUGGUGAGGACGAAGCGAACGAAUCUGACAUCGAUAAUAGUGAUGUUCGUGCAGGUGUUGAUGGUGAUGGUGGUGGCUCUGUACAGGUUCAAAUGGGAUCGGGCCUAGCAGAAGGCAGUACAGAAAUUAAAAACUAUCUUGUUCAAAACACUGAUCAAAUAGUCGGUAUGGAGCCAACUGAACCGCCAAUUGAAACCACAGCUUCGAAACAUGAAGGAUCCACACGAACAGAAACAAACACUGUCGUUGAUGAAUCAGAUGAUGGAACCAUUCGUACUACGAUUUACUCUACCACGUUGAAAUUUGAUGGUCCGGAAGAUAUGGAAGAACAAAUAUUAAAACAGAUGCGAGAUCAGCAAUUCACAGCGGAACAACAGGAACAGUUGAUGAACACCCCAUUAAUAACAACCACGACAUUGGAUCCGGAUACGGGUGUAGAGACAACGUCCACCUCGACAACUCGAACGACAACGACCACUAAAACAAUCACACUUACACCGGAUGGAGAUUUCCCCGAGGAUGAAAUACUGCAAAAAAUCACAACCGUCACGACGCACACCUCUCAGCCAAACGUACCGGAAAUGGUUAAGGAGACAACCGUCACCGUAACGGAAAUGGUGGACGGCCGAACACUGGACGGUGCUGCCAAGGCACUCAAUAAUAUAGUGGAUGAGUUUAUGAACCAGGAACGUAAAAAUUAAGUCGGCGAGUGAUAA